Molecule: messenger RNA, 525 nt
Organism: Acanthosepion pharaonis
Lineage: Eukaryota; Metazoa; Mollusca; Cephalopoda; Sepiida; Sepiidae
Source: the annotation of a GenBank genome assembly
AUGUCACUCUUCAAUUCCUAUCUACGACCAGCCAUAUAUCUAUCUAUCUAUCUAUCUAUCUAUCUAUCUAUCUAUCUAUCUAUCUAUCACUUAACCUCUUCAUAUCUAUCUAUAUCUGUCUAUUUAUCUCUCCAUCGCGUGUUGUUAUCUUCAUAUUGCCUCUUCGAUAUGAACAUUCUGCACGGGGUUGAAGACAUGUCUUUCUUCUCUAUAUUCAUUUCACCCCGCCACAUUCUCUGUCUCUUUGCCCGUCUCUCGGUCUCAACGUUCCAGAUUUUACCCGGCCCCAACCUGCUAACAUUUCUUCACUCUUUCCUAAAACAUUUUACCCACGAUUCCCAUCUUAACUCCCCACCGCUUUACCUUUUCAAAUCUCGAUUCUUUUUUUUUCCCCUUUGUCUGCUUUGCUCUUAUACCUAUUUACGAAGUGUUUCCACCGUGGGUCGAGUCUUUGGAAAUCUUUUUCCAAGUAAGCAGUACUCUGUAGAGGAAGGGUCUGAUGUUUUGCUUCCGGGGUGCAGGUGA